Molecule: messenger RNA, 4584 nt
Organism: Falco peregrinus (peregrine falcon)
Lineage: Eukaryota; Metazoa; Chordata; Aves; Falconiformes; Falconidae
Gene: GDNF
Product: glial cell derived neurotrophic factor
Exons: 3
Coding region: 1551-2207 (218 amino acids)
Biological process (GO): peripheral nervous system development; positive regulation of branching involved in ureteric bud morphogenesis; negative regulation of neuron apoptotic process
Molecular function (GO): growth factor activity; receptor tyrosine kinase binding; glial cell-derived neurotrophic factor receptor binding
Source: RefSeq, a predicted model, not a curated record
GCCGCCCGCCCGGGCUGCGCCGCGUUAAUUUCAUAGCACCGGCGACAUGAGGACCUCAUACCUCCGGACAACUGGGUGAGUCAUAAAUACACGGCGCAGGGCUGAAAGCCGAGACUGUUUACAGCGACUUUGCGGCGGCCUCCGGCGAGUCAACCCGCCGCCCCCCGCGCCGGGGCCGGGCUGCGCGGAGGGGCCCGCGGCGAGUGCGGCCACCGGCGGGGGGAUCCGCGGCGGCGGCGGCACCUGCGCCCGGCGAGGGGCGAGGAGGGCGCGGCCUCCCCACCGGCACCGCCGCUCCGCCUGCCCGGCCGCGGCGGCAGCGCGGGGAGCGGCGGCGGGCGGGACGCGGUGUUGGGUUACCUCGGCCGGGCCCCGCCGCCGCCGCGGGGCCAGCGGGUGCCGCGGGGCUGCGCCGGCGGCCGCGCAGCCCACGGUAUGUCGGGCCGGUGACUUCAGCCGGGAGAUAUUUGGAGGCUCCGCGGGGUCCGGUGCGGGGGGCCAGCGUGUGUUUGGGUCUGAAAGCGAAUCAGCGAAGGGCGCGUCACUGCCAAAGGGCCCUAUAAAUCCAUCUGCGGCGCCGAGUCGCCCUGGCAAAGCCCCCGCGUCCGCGCGUCCGGCUCCGCGCUCCCUCCGCCCGCGGGUGCGGCGCCCCCCGCGCCUCGCCGGCCCCGCGCCCCCCGCCCAGCCCCGCCGGCGCCCGGGGAGCCGGGCGCGCCCAAGCGCAGCCGGGGCAGCCGGAGCGGGCGCUCCCCGGCACCGGCCCGGCCUCCCGCCGCGGUCCCCGCCUGGAUCUAAGCUUUCGCCGCGACGGGACCCCCGAUCUGGAGGAGGAAGCCUCGCUGCUGCUGCUACCGGCUCCACAAAUCCCAGCGCCGGCCUCUGAUUCUCCCAGCAGGCUGAGGGGGGUGCUUUGAAUUUUUCUUUAUUUUUUUUUUUUAAUUUUUACCUCCCCACCUGAGCUGGGGUGGGUUUUUGUCGUGGUGGGGGCUUUUUUGUGGCUUUUUUUUUUUUUUUCCUUCCCGCCGUUGCGUGCGUGUCCGAGCGGUGCGCGGCUCCCCGCGGUGCUGGACCAGCUGGCGUUACAGGAGCCCUGAUGUCUUCAUCUGACUCCCCGCAGUUGUUGAUGGAGUGUCUUUCUCAGAUUUCCAGGCAGGGUCCCAAAAGCAGCACCCAGAGCCAGCUCCCGCUGCCAGGCGGCGCUCCCCGCGGCUCGGGCUGCUCCCGCCGCUGCUGAGCGUGGCUCCGGGGCCGGAGCGGGCAGAGACCCCCGCGGCGCCGCUCCUGCCGCGGCCACCGCACCUGCGCCGGCGGCGGGGGAGGCCGCCGGGGCUUGUGCUGGCGGCUCCCCUCUGCCUCCAUCCAGACUUGCGACCUUGCUCCCCGUCCUCCAUACGCCCCCCCCCGCCCUCGCGCAGAGAGGGUCCCCGCGGUCGGACCCCGACCCGGCCCACAUGCACCGCCCGUCCAGCCGCUCGGCUCCCCGGCGUUAAUGUCCAUCUCGGGUCCGACGAGACCAGCUCAGAGGGGCCCGUGUUGGAAGGAGAUCUAAGAUGAAGUUAUGGGAUGUUGUGGCUGUCUGCGUGGUGCUGCUCAACACGGUCUCCACCUCACCCCUGCCCACCGGUAAGACGCCUCCCAAGGGGCCCCCUUCAGUGGUAGAGGGGCCUGAAGACGAUCUCUCCCCCAUCAGCCUGCUGCCUCCCUAUGCUGUGCACAGUGACUCAAAUAUGCCAGAGGAUUAUCCAGGUCAGUUUGAUGAGGUAGUGGACUUUAUUCAAGCCACCAUUAAAAGACUGAGGAGGUCGCCGGAUAAACAGACUCCAAUUUUUUCUAGGAGGGAGAGAAACCGGCAAAAUGCAGCCACGAACAUAGAGAAUUCCAGCAGAAAGGGAAGGAGGAGUCAAAAGGGCAAAAAUCGAGGAUGUGUCUUAACAGAAAUACAUUUAAACGUGACUGACUUGGAUUUGGGAUACGAAACCAAAGAAGAACUAAUUUUCCGGUAUUGCAGUGGAUCUUGUGAUGCAGCUGAGACCACCUAUGACAAGAUCUUGAAAAACUUAACCCGAAAGAAAAAACUAGUCACUGACAAAGUGAGGCAAGCUUGUUGCAGACCCACAGCCUUUGAUGAUGACCUGUCCUUUUUGGAUGAUAACCUGGUUUACCACAUACUGAAAAAACAUUCCGCAAAAAGGUGUGGAUGCGUCUGACGGCUGCACGCCAGAGGCAGCACCAGUUUUGCAUUCCUGCUAUGAUGCAAAGAGAGGGACCAAGGUUCCCGGGGAAGCGCCUGCUCAAAGCAGGAAAAAGAGGACCAAGAACAUAAAAUAAGGGGUCUUGAGAGCCCCUGGGGGAUAUGAGGUGGCAUUUUAGGAUGAAGGCUUUUGACAUCCUACGGGACAGUAAAUAAAAGCUUGGGUGGAGAUGCAAACAGCUGGAUGGCGUGUGCAGUUUCCCGUUCAACACAGUCCACCAUCAGUGAGACUCAGAUCCAUGAGGAAUGUACUUUAAAACACAACUCUGCCACGCCACACUGUGUUGUAGUUAUACCAUCUCUGCUACGAAGCUUAGCUGCGAAGUAGGUUAGGAGUACCUUACUCAUCCUCUGUGCCAUCAGCUUUACUGAAAGAUACUUUGUGCUAUUGCUCAUUGAAGGGUGAUUCCUAAGCACCUAGGGCAACUUCUGAGCUAUAAUAAGAUUAACUUGUAAGUAAGGGGAUAUUGGGCAAAUAUCAAAAUGCCCGGGCUCAGGUUCUGUAGGGCCAGUAUCAAUACAAAGCUAAACAGUUCCAUUUACUGGUUAAGUUUGGUUAUUUCCAUCUCAUGUUUCUUCAAAAUGAGUGCAGGAUUUUGUUCUUCUGCUACCUAUGAAAACAAGUUGAGUUGUUAAGCACUUCUUCCUAGUAUAGUAAGAGAACUAACAAGCCCAGCCUACAUAAAACCUGUUUCUUUUGGUUUACAAAGAAUUAACGUCACUUGCGUAACUAUGUUUCUAUUUGGUCAUUGUGAGUGAGCAGAGACUACUUGAUGCAAUGCAUCCAUCCAGAGACAUAAAUAUACAGAAGAUAUUUAUUGAGAUUAAGUUAUUGUUAUUUAUUACAGUUCAGUAAUGAGUCUCCUUUCCUUAUUUAUUGAAGUUUCUUUUCAAAGGUGCCAAACUAGAAGGUGCUUGGAAGAUACAGAGAGACAAUGAAGUUGGGAACAACGGUCCAUGCAUUUGAUUGAAAGUGUUAACUUGAAUGCAAAAAAAUCACUUACUUUACCUUUUUCUCUUUGAAACAAAAUCCUGAUUAUGUUCACAAAAUGUAGUACCAAAGCCUGCAGCCCUUCCUCCUGUUCAGUAAUGCUCUUGAAAAUUACUGCAGUCAUACAUUUGCAGGAGCAGCAAUGGCUGUGGAAGAGUGAGGGUUGCAGGACUUGGCUCAGCAUUAGCAAUCUGUUAGAAAAACCAAUUCUAGUCAUAUUUUAAAUGUAGCCACAAUUUUUUUUAUCACUUUUUGCCAACUGACCUCCUAUAACCAUUGACAAAUGGGAAAUAAUCACAUUUAGCCUUAUAAUUUCCUGUUAUACUUAUUUAAGCUUUUCCUUCCAUAUUUCCUUAUAGAAGAGGUUAAGUAUCUCUUACUAGUUAGCCCUGGAUUUAAUAUAACCUACAGGUAAGCAAUUGUGUUCAAAUAACCAAAGUUCUUUGUAUAAGUUGCUGAAACAUUACAGGAUCGCACCUACACAGCAGAACAGUCUCGAUGAGGAUGAGGGAGGUUGUACAGCAAAAGCAUUCACACCUGACUGCUAAUGCAGGCUCUCAUUCUGGAGACUUUUUACCUGAAGGAGCAGCAGGGCAGGUCGCUAGACAUACCUGACAACCAGUGAAGCAUCAACUCCCACAAAAACAACAGGAAGAAAAAGAAAUCCCUACUGAAAACCAAAAAAUGCUGGUCCGACCUUUUAUCUUAUGCUGCAACAGCUCUCCAUAUUCAUUUUGCCCUGGGCCCCUUGGGGCACCACAGAAGAAGGGUCUAGAGGUCAAAAAAGGUCCAGAACAGGCAUAGAAAGAUGUACCAGGUGUAUGAAAUAUAAUUCAGCCCUGACCUCCACUGCUUUCCUGGGUGGACACAGGGCAGCCCCAGAGCCCACCUGCAGGGCUCUCGUUCUUGCACUGCCAUGGGGAUGCCUUACCCUCCGUGCUGGGCAGGGGUGGUACAGCGGAUACCACCACCAGCAUUGGCAUGACUUGGGCAGCAGAAACCUGCUAAGCUGAGGGGCAGCUGCACUGCUGGGCAAUUGAUCAGUGGCAGCGCUCAGAGGUGUGCUUUCACUUACCCCAGCUGCUGAAAACUUGCCCCAAAGCAUUUUCUGUGCAGCUUGAAGGGGCCACAACCAAAGCAAAUCACUACGUUCAAAAUUCAAAAGGGUAAAGUUUGUGAUUUUUUAAUUUUUUUUUUAGACAGGAGUGUGCUUCUCUGGAGUUUUUUACUUCACCUGCGAUUUAUGUCUCAGUCAUUUGUGUUAAUCAACCAAAGUUCUCUACAGACUUUAUUUUUGUACAAUAUUCAUUUUAUAACUUUUUACAAAAUAAAACUCAUUUCU